This is a messenger RNA of Polyodon spathula (Mississippi paddlefish), 2482 nucleotides long. Its product is annotated as tubulin beta-6 chain. Gene Ontology annotation, molecular function: GTPase activity; structural constituent of cytoskeleton; GTP binding. The record is from RefSeq and is a predicted model, not a curated record. Bases 417 to 1781 code for a protein of 454 amino acids. NCBI's taxonomy places the organism in Eukaryota, Metazoa, Chordata, Actinopteri, Acipenseriformes, Polyodontidae. The transcript is spliced from 4 exons. Gene Ontology annotation, cellular component: microtubule; cytoplasm. Gene Ontology annotation, biological process: microtubule cytoskeleton organization; mitotic cell cycle.
GUGGUUAGAGAACAAGAGAAACGAUUGAACACUGCACAGCUCCAAGUUCACAGGCACAGCAAUUCAGCUCUUGUAAUAGUGUGUGGUUAGAGAACAAGAGAAACGAUUGAACACUGCACAGCUCCAAGUUCACAGGCACAGCAAUUCAGCUCUUGUAAUACAGUGUGUGGUUAGAGAACAAGAGAAACGAUUGAACACUGCACAGCUCCCAGUUCACAGGCACAGCAAUUCAGCUCUUGUAAUACAGUGUGUGGUUAGAGAACAAGAGAAACCAGCUGUAUAGAAACUGUUCCUGCAAGCUGAGCCACACCCCCAUGCAGUAUAAAAGCCCUUUCUGGUCACUCAAGUGUUAAGGGCUUCAGCUGAGUUACACUGCCUCAGUUCUGUGUCAGGAAACAUUCUGUCCAAACUCCAAGAUGCGCGAGAUCGUUCAUCUGCAGAUCGGCCAGUGUGGGAAUCAGAUCGGAUCAAAGUUCUGGGAGGUGAUCAGCGACGAGCACGGCAUCAACUCCUCUGGAGGGUAUGAAGGAGACAGUCAUCUACAGCUGGAGAGACUCAAUGUCUACUUUACCGAAGCACACGCUGGGAAAUAUGUUCCACGCGCUCUCCUGGUGGAUCUGGAACCAGGGACCAUGGACAGCAUUCGGAGCAGCAGAAUAGGACAGCUCUUCAAACCGGACAACUUCAUCCACGGUAACUCUGGAGCCGGUAACAACUGGGCUAAGGGUCACUACACUGAAGGAGCGGAGCUGGUGGAGAACGUGAUGGACGUGGUGAGGAACGAGUGUGAGAGCUGCGACUGUCUGCAGGGCUUCCAGUUCGUCCACUCCCUGGGCGGCGGUACGGGCUCAGGCAUGGGCACCCUGGUCAUGAACAAGAUCCGUGAGGAGUACCCGGACCGGAUCAUGAACACCUUCAGCGUGAUGCCGUCCCCCAAGGUGUCCGACACGGUCGUGGAGCCCUACAACGCCAUCCUGUCCAUCCACCAGCUGAUCGAGAGCGUGGACGAGACCUUCUGCAUCGACAACGAGGCGCUCUACGACAUCUGCUUCCGCACGCUCAAGCUCGCCACGCCCACCUACGGGGACCUCAACCACCUGGUCUCCAUGACGAUGAGCGGCGUCACCACCUCCCUGCGCUUCCCAGGCCAGCUCAACGCCGACCUCCGCAAGCUGGCUGUCAACAUGGUGCCCUUCCCCAGGCUGCACUUCUUCAUGCCAGGGUUCGCGCCGCUGACGGCCCGCGGGAGCCAGCAGUACCGCUCCCUCACGGUGCCCGAGCUCACCCAGCAGAUGUUCGACCCCCGGAACAUGAUGACGGCCUGCGACCCUCGCCACGGCCGUUACCUGACCGUGGCGGCGGUCUUCCGCGGCCCCAUGUCCACCAAGGAGGUAGACGAGCAGAUGCUGGCCAUCCAGCAGAAGAACAGCAGCUCCUUCGUGGAGUGGAUCCCGCACAACGUCAAGGUGGCCGUGUGCGACAUCCCGCCCCGCGGCCUCAAGAUGGCGUCCACCUUCAUCGGCAACAGCACGGCCAUCCAGGAGGUGUUCCGCAGGAUUUCGGAGCAGUUCUCAGCCAUGUUCCGGAGGAAGGCUUUCCUGCACUGGUACACAGGAGAGGGCAUGGAUGAGAUGGAGUUCUCCGAGGCGGAGUGCAACACCAACGAUCUGGUGUCCGAGUACCAGCAGUAUCAAGAGGCCACAGCUGAUAACGAAGAGGAGGAGGAGGAGGAGGAGGAGGAGGAAGAGGAUGCAGGGGAGGCAGAGGCAGGGACCCAAUAGAAACACAGUAUGAACAAAGUUUUAGAGAAGGGAUGGGUGGGCAAAAGGCAGCAGGUUCUAACAUUAUUAUUAUUUUAUAAGGCAGUCUCUUUACCUCACUACACAUUGGGGAUAGAGUUACGUAGCUUUUGUUCCAGCGAAGUAAAAAGCUAUUCAUGUUUCAAAAGCAGCAAUAGACAGCGUUUUUUUUUUAGAGGGUUUUUAACGACAUACAUAAUGAGACUUUCUAUUGGAAAUUUUUUUUUUUUUUUUUUUUUACUCUUUACAUUGGGGCAAUAUACCUUGUAAAUCUAGCCCGUUGUACGUACAGCAAGCGGUGGUUAUUUUGGGCGAGUAUAUUCAGGGCUGUUGUGCAAAGCCAGGUGAUAUUUUGUACAUACCAGCUGUCUAGUUUAUUUCCAAGCAAGGAGACUUGACAAAGCCAUUUUUAUUCUAGAACGCUGGAUCAAGUCUUCUGCUUGAAGCGGCCCAACUCAGUUCUAGCACGAAGCAUGAGUUAAGAACACCCCUGCAGAAGACACUGCUAGUGCAGCUUGCCUGCUCCUACACGCGUGUUUCAGCUCAUUUUCAUUUAUUUAAUGAUGUGUUUUACACAUGUGCUUACCAGGUGGAAAUCCUUGCCGCUCUCGUUGAUUUGCUAAUUUGCCGAAGACAGAAAUCAUUUGAACAUUGCUUUUCUAGUUCUUAGGUCUUUUUUGGGG